AUGGAUGGAGAUCAUAGCCAACUCAAAAUCCAGCCCAUAGAGAAACAUCAUUUUCACUCUUUCUCCACUCCAACCCCGCCCCUCGGCCCUACUCAUGGCCACGCCCCUCUGCGCGCUGCUCGGCCCCGCCUCCCGCGCUCGCCUAAGGGAUUGACUGGUCUGGUUCCCGUGGCGUUACCCUGGCGCUUGGUGCUCGGAAGACGAGCCAUGGCUACUUUCCGAUUGGCCCUCAUCCAGCUUCACGUUUCUUCCAUUAAAUCAGAUAACAUUACCCGGGCUUGUAGCCUAAUCCGGGAGGCAGCAAAGCAAGGUGCCAAAGUAGUCUCCCUGCCGGAAUGCUUUAAUUCUCCAUAUGGGACAAACUACUUUCCGGAAUAUGCGGAGAAGAUUCCUGGCGAGUCCACCCAGAAGCUGGCUGAAGUAGCAAAGGAGAGUAGCAUUUAUCUCAUUGGAGGCUCCAUCCCUGAAGAGGAUGCUGGGAAACUGUAUAACACCUGUGCUGUGUUUGGGCCUGAUGGAAGUUUAUUGGUAAAGCACCGAAAGAUCCACCUGUUUGACAUUGAUGUUCCUGGGAAAAUUACGUUUCAAGAAUCUAAAACACUGAGUCCUGGUGAUAGCCUCUCCACGUUUGAUACUCCUUACUGCAGAGUGGGCCUGGGCAUCUGCUAUGAUAUGCGCUUCGCUGAGCUUGCACAAAUCUAUGCACAAAGAGGCUGCCAGCUCUUGGUGUAUCCUGGAGCUUUCAAUCUGACCACUGGACCAGCCCACUGGGAGUUGCUCCAGCGAGCCCGGGCUGUUGAUAAUCAGGUGUACGUGGCUACAGCCUCUCCUGCCCGUGAUGACAAAGCCUCAUAUGUGGUCUGGGGACACAGCACUGUUGUGGAUCCUUGGGGACAGGUAGUAACCAAAGCUGGCACUGAGGAAACGAUCCUGUACUCAGACAUAGACCUGAAGAAGCUGGCUGAAGUUCGUCAGCAAAUCCCCAUUUUAAAACAGAAAAGAGCAGAUCUUUAUGCAGUGGAGACAAAGAAGCUCUGAAGCUAGUUUCUGACAUGUCACAAGCAGGGUGACACUCUGUAAGAUGGUCAGCUUUACUAAAUCUUUUUGGGAAAUGGACCCAGUCUUACACAUGUAAUUCUACCAAUCACAAGCCUUAUCGAAUUAAAACUUUUCUUUACA
Messenger RNA from Mesocricetus auratus (golden hamster), 1179 nucleotides. It is a transcript of the gene Nit2, whose product is annotated as nitrilase family member 2. The transcript is spliced from 11 exons. Gene Ontology annotation, biological process: oxaloacetate metabolic process; L-glutamine metabolic process. The record is from RefSeq and is a predicted model, not a curated record. Lineage: Eukaryota; Metazoa; Chordata; Mammalia; Rodentia; Cricetidae. The coding region runs from base 1 to 1038 and encodes 345 amino acids. Gene Ontology annotation, cellular component: mitochondrion. Gene Ontology annotation, molecular function: omega-amidase activity.